GGGGAGGUUGAAUAAACAAAAACGAACGAGCACUGAAGAUGGUCAAGGAUAGAGAGGUUUAAGAGUGACUGCAAAAGACAAACGGUAGGCAAAGUAGAUUUACAUGUAGGCUAAGAUUUUCAAGAUGCUAAAAUCGUGACAUGGCUCCCGUAAGUUAAAGAAAAGAACAGAAACUCAUAUUUUCUAUCAACCUUAGGUUAAGAUUUACGAGUUACUCAAGCAAAAGGGUGGCUAUUCCAGAAAGACUUCAAGAACUCUUAUUUCCAGCUUGCCAGAAAACAACUCGGCACUAUCCCGCAUUCUCUUUAAAGACAGCGAUUUGAAAAAGAUGGCAAGAAUGGAUGAGUUUAUCAAGGAACUGUUAACUCUUCCGGCUAUGGUGCGAAAGUCUGAAAUUGUCAUGGAUUUUUUCGGUGCUUUGAAUGGACAAAAUGGAACCAUUGAAAGGUCCUCCGAGGAAGAAAAACUGAAAAAAGUCACUAAAGUGGCCGAAAUGUUAAGUGGUCGAGAUCCGCUCAGAGAUAUACCUCAACAAAGUCCAUUGGUAAAGCGAAAGCCAAAGUAUAGUUCGGCCUGGAUUCCAGAGGACCUGCACGUCCUCAGCGAGGAAGCAAGAGAUCAUCUUUACCACAAGCUGAACAGGUUGAAUGAACGACGGCCAAGUAAAGACAUCCCGAUGAUUCCUGGUAAGCCGAGAGCGACCUCAGUCACUGAUGACGACUUAGACAAAAAAGUGGUAACUCAGCGGCCAGGUUUAAGGAGGAGACCAUUCAGUGUUGCUGUCGGUAUCGCUGACUUGGGCAAGCAAACCGAAAAGAUGUUGAACGAAGAGAAGCCUGAACAAGAGUUAAGCCAACAACAGUCUGAGAGUGAUGGAGAUGAGAGUCUUUCAGCACAGACGGAGAGUUCAGCCAUCGACUCUGAGUACUCCGAGGUGGAGGAGACUCGCUCCAGGAAGAUCUCAACUCAAUCUAGUGCAAGAAACAGCCUGGCGAGAAUGACCCCCAAUAAGGCUAAGUAUGUCGUUAUUUCGUCAUUCUUUGCCGAAGAAAGCGGCGAGGUGUCGGUGGAGGAAGGCGAGGAGGUUGAAGUGCUACAGAAGGAGUCCAGCGGUUGGUGGUACGUCAAGAAUGAUUUCUGUGAGGGGUGGGCACCAAGUGCUUUUCUAGCACCUGCCAGAUCCAGGUCCCCAUCUCCAGAGACGCCAAAUGAGCCGCAAGUUUCAGACGGCCAGGAAGAGUCUUGCCAAAUCAAAGAAAAUUUGGAAACCUGUCCCAAAGAGGAAGGCGAGAAGGAAAGAAAAUUCGUCCCUCCAAGAACAGAGAAGACUGUGGAUCGAGACGUUGCAAGAGGAGCUCAGACGAUAACAACCGAAAUGAACCGACGACCCAAGUUCCUAACGGUAGAAGGAAUUCAAAAGAGGAAGAAUCCCGAUAAAAACUAUGUUUAUAUUCUCAAAGUGGUGUGGUCAGAUGGAAAUAUUAACAUCAUCUACAGGACAUGCAGUGAUUUUUUUUUCCUCCAGGAAAACCUCAGAAAGGAAUUUCCAUCCGCCAUUGGAAAGGAAAUCCCUGCACUCAAAGGACGAAAAUUUUCUGAAAACUGUCAGUUUUGUUUCAAAGACGGAAAAUGCAAGCGCCAGAAGUUUAUGAACCAAUUUUGCCACGAACUAAUCAAUGCACCUGACAACAUCUCAAAAAGCAAAGUUGUUAUGGACUUCUGCAGGUCCCGUGCCAGUGAUGUCCAUCCUCAUGGAGAGUCUGCAAAGACGGACGGGAAGAUUGCAGAGAAUGACGAUGAUGACAAUGUGCAGAUCUCUGGGCCAGUAGUGUUUGAGCAAUACGUAGUGACAGCUGACUACCAGAAGAAAAACAAGAAUGAUAUUUCCCUGACAGCUGGUGACCUUGUUGACGUCAUCGAAAGGAACGACUAUGGCUGGUGGCUUGUUGACCGGGAAGGAGAGUUGGGUUGGGCUCCAGCUUCUCAUCUUGAGCCAUCAGACGACGGAUCGGAAGUCACCACAUCAAAAGUCUUUGCACCUGGAAAAGAGGAGAUAUACAUCUCCAUAAAAAGCUAUCAAGCUCAAGCUGACGAUGAGCUGUCUUUUGAUGCUGACGUUAUGCUUAAAGUGGUGGAGAAGACUUUAGAUGGAUGGUGGCUUGUAAGGUAUCAAGGAGAUGAAGGCUGGGCUCCUGCCAUGUUCCUAAAAAGAGUUGAUUCUGAUGAGUCUUCUACUUCAACGUCCAGAAAAAUGGAUACAUUGGAUAUUGUUUCUUUCAAUGGAGAUUCUGAAGAUGGCGAUAGCAAUGGGUUCUCACGCACACCUCCUACAAGGCGAAGCAUGGUUCAAAGAACAAUUCGAAAAAAACCAAAGCGAAACUCCAUUGAACUUAAUGCAAUAUCAGAGGGAGAAAAUGGCGAAAGUAAGACCAGCGACAACCCCGUCGCGAAAAACAGCCGAUCAAUUUCAGUACCAGCGCCAGUGUAUACCCCGCCCGUGAAUAGGAAGCUUUCACCCCGCUCCAAAGGUUUGUCCUCGCCAAGAUCCUCGCCCCGGCGGCCCCGAUCCAGCGAGUUUAGUCAAGGAGAAUCGGACAACCCAUCCCAAUCUCGUCAAUUCUCCAUUUCAAGUAGUGGGUAUGAAAGCUCUCCAAAUGGAAGCCUUUCGUCCCUUGUGUCGUCUGAUGUUUUCGCCGAGGAACAGUCUACUAAUGGCAUCAAGAAGUGUGCAACACUUCCUCGGUUUGACAAUAUUGAAGACAACAUGCCAGUGUCGCAACCCUCUCCAGGGAUGCCUCGCUCAAAAUCUGUCACCUCUAUGGAACACUACAAGAAUGAAAUGGAGUUGAGCUUGAAUGGCAUCUCCUCGACAGGUAAAAAAUCUAGUUCGGGCAGAAGCAGCCCUAUUCCUUCAAAAAGAAAGAUUUCCACAAACAGAAGGAGCCCAUUGGCAGGUUCACCUCCAAAAGGUCGCGAUUCUGGAUCUAUAUCCCCCUCUAAGAUGUCUCCCAGAGAAUCCAGUUCGGAGAUAGAGAACGAGGAAAAUAUCGCUAACUCGAGGCUGUACAGAGCAAUGCACACUUACAUCUCUCAAGACGAUGGUGAAGUUACCUUCAAUGAGGGAGAUGAAGUAGAAGUGAUCCAGAAAAGCGAGAAUGGCUGGUGGCUCGUACGAACAUCAGAGGAACUUGGAUGGGGACCUUCUAAUUUUCUACAGUCUCUGGUAUACUAGAUUUUGCAUAUCUGUCUUUUUAUUAAAGGAAACAGAGAAGCUAACAGAAAGGAAGUCUCAGAACUUUCCGAUACACAUAAAACUUUUAACUUGUCGGUACUGGGUGUAAAACGCCAGGUUGUGCUGUACAAGUUGUACUUAAACUGCUUGUUACACGGAGGAAAUAAGGCUUUUAAUUUCGAACAGAAGGCAGUUUUUCCUGAGCUGUGCUGCAAGGAAAUUUCAACUUUUCUCAAGUUUAAGCUCUGAAUUUCUCUUUUAGUCUAUGACAAUACCACUUGUUUGUAACGUCUUUGGAGAGAUCUUUCUUUGCACCAUAAAUUGUGAAGUAUUUAAAUCCGAUGCAGAUUUAACUUAAGAAAAAGUUAUAAAAAAUGCCAAUUUGCUAGAUAAAAUACGGUUUAACAUUAUAUUAUCCUAGCUGUAUAUUGUUAAAACAUAGUAUCCAUUGUUAUAAAUUUGUUUGCCUUCAAUUAUCCAUACGUUAAAGAUGAUAUCUUAGCCGAUUGACAUGACCAAAGGCCUUGAGAAAAAAUCGCGAUCGGUAGUUGUCAGAGCUAUAUACAGUGACUGCAGGGCAAUAAAAUGUUCCAAAAAUUUCCUUUAUCUGGGUAUUCCAGUUAGAUGAGUUACAUACAAGUAGAGCAUGGUGUAAAUGUUGGGGACUGGGGGGGGUUGACUUUCAUUACUAUUUUGCCUUGGCUUGCAAAGCUUGCGUUCCUUGAACAUAGAAAACAACCAGCAACGCGCAUGAUUUCCUUAGAAAAUCGGUUACAAACGGUCGUAAAAACAGCAGAGCAACAGCAAGUUUCGAAAAUGAAAAAUGAAAAAGAAAUUGUUUCCUUUUUGAAAAUCGGUUACAUUUGUAAAAUGUACGUUAUUGUAAAGUAAUUAUGGGUAAAAAUAUUCACUUAUAAGUCGUAAAUACAGAAAAAGAUCAUAUCAAAGCUUAGGUUAUAGAGAAUAAAUGACCUUUAUUGUUGAUUGUACUGAAAACAUAAAGGUUCUAUUAUCUUUAUCAAUUUAAGGUUACAUUUACUUAUACUAUAUAUGCUUCAAUUCUUUAUAACAGCUAUAAAUGCAAUAAAGAAACCUCAAAUUUCCUUGCAA
Messenger RNA from Orbicella faveolata, 4342 nucleotides. RefSeq lists its product as uncharacterized. The record is from RefSeq and is a predicted model, not a curated record. Gene Ontology annotation, molecular function: protein binding; phosphatidylinositol binding. Gene Ontology annotation, cellular component: cytoplasm. NCBI's taxonomy places the organism in Eukaryota, Metazoa, Cnidaria, Anthozoa, Scleractinia, Merulinidae.